Messenger RNA from Drosophila innubila, 1769 nucleotides. RefSeq names its product ubiquitin carboxyl-terminal hydrolase 46 (gene Usp12-46). Gene Ontology annotation, molecular function: cysteine-type endopeptidase activity; cysteine-type deubiquitinase activity. NCBI's taxonomy places the organism in Eukaryota, Metazoa, Arthropoda, Insecta, Diptera, Drosophilidae. Bases 390 to 1694 code for a protein of 434 amino acids. Gene Ontology annotation, cellular component: cytosol; nucleus. The record is from RefSeq and is a predicted model, not a curated record. Gene Ontology annotation, biological process: protein deubiquitination. The transcript is spliced from 2 exons.
GUUUUGAUUAAAGUAAACUCUGAUUGCUUUUCUCAAGUGCCGUGAAAGUGUUGACUAGAAAUAGCUGCAAUUGUGAAGUUAUUCCUUUUCUCAGAAAGUCUAUCAAACAAUAAGGCAACAAAGGAAACUUCGCGCACGACAAAUAGAAAAGUGUUUUACGCAUCUGCCAAGCCAAAAAUUCAGAAAUCUCUGUAGAAAAAUACGAAAAUUCAAAGAAAACAAGAUAAGAGCUAAGGGCUCGCCGUAUGAUAAUUGUUGAUUGAGUCGUAACUCCGUAACUCGUAGAACUACCAAGCCUACUACCACUACUACUACCACAACUCUGCCUAAAACAAUACACGGUGUGGGGUUUUCUGUACCGCUGUGCCGCGGUAGCCCCUGUAGCUACCAUGGGCGCCAACGUCUCGCAGCUGGAGCGCGAAAUUGGCUCCGAUCUGUUUCCGCCCAAUGAGCAUUAUUUCGGGCUGGUUAACUUUGGAAAUACUUGCUAUAGCAACUCGGUGCUGCAGGCCCUCUACUUCUGCAAGCCCUUUCGCGAGAAGGUACUCGAGUAUAAGGCGAAGAAUAAAAGGCCAAAAGAGACGCUGCUCUCGUGCCUUGCCGAUCUCUUUUAUAGCAUUGCCACGCAGAAGAAGAAGGUUGGCUCGAUUGCGCCAAAGAAGUUCAUAACGCGAUUGCGCAAGGAGAAGGAGGAGUUCGACAACUAUAUGCAGCAGGAUGCCCAUGAGUUUCUCAAUUUUCUGAUUAAUCACAUCAACGAGAUCAUUUUGGCCGAGCGCAACACGGGCGGCACAGGGAAGACGGCGAAUGGUGGCGGUGCAACUGCUGCCUCGAAUAAUAGCACCACUAAUAUCACCAACACCAACAGCAACAGCAACGCUACCACCACGAAGUCAAACUCGACUUCCAACUCCUCGAAUUCAACAUCGACCUCAACUUCCAAUUCGACGGCAACCAACGGAAACUGCAGCAACUCGACGGGUUCCUUGAGUGCCACCACAAGUGUCCUCGAUGGUAAUGGCAGUCUUACGGCAACGACCACGCCCAUAACCCAGACCAAUGGGGCUAACACGCAGCCCACUUGGGUGCACGAGAUUUUCCAGGGUAUUCUCACGUCGGAGACCCGUUGCCUCAACUGUGAGACGGUGAGCAGCAAGGACGAGAAUUUCUUCGAUCUACAAGUGGAUGUGGAUCAGAAUACGUCCAUAACUCAUUGCUUGCGCUGCUUUAGCAACACGGAGACGCUUUGCUCGGACAACAAGUUUAAGUGUGACAAUUGUUGCAGCUACCAGGAGGCACAGAAACGAAUGCGGGUCAAGAAGCUGCCCAUGAUCUUGGCGUUGCAUCUGAAGCGAUUCAAGUAUAUGGAGCAAUUUAAUCGACACAUCAAGGUGUCACAUCGUGUCGUCUUUCCGCUUGAACUGCGGCUAUUCAACACCUCCGACGAUGCCGUCAAUCCGGAUCGACUCUACGAUCUGACUGCCGUGGUUAUUCAUUGCGGAUCGGGACCAAAUCGUGGUCACUACAUUAGCAUUGUGAAGAGUCACGGACUCUGGCUGCUCUUCGAUGACGAUAUGGUCGAUAAGAUCGAGGCCUCGACCAUUGAAGACUUUUAUGGUCUUACCUCGGACAUUCACAAAUCAUCGGAAACUGGCUAUAUAUUGUUUUAUCAAUCCCGCGAUUGCGCUGCAUAGAUGGAGUCUUUAAUUAUCCUUUGCAUAAGGUUUAAGUUUAAAGUUUUUAAUUUGCAAAUCAUAAUUCCAAUUAAU